AUGUUUAACUUUGGGUCUGACCCCUCCCUGCCUCCCCCUGCCUCCCCCUGCCUCACACUCCCUCCCUGCCUCACACUCCCUCCCUGCCUCACACUCCCUCCCUGCCUCACACUCCCUCCCUACGCCUCCCCCUGCCUCACACUCCCUCCCUACGCCUCCCCCUGCCUCACACUCCCUCCCUGCCUCACACUCCCUCCCUACGCCUCACACUCCCUCCCUGCCUCACACUCCCUCCCUGCCUCACACUCCCUCCCUACGCCUCCCCCUGCCUCACACUCCCUCCCUGCCUCACACUCCCUCCCUACGCCUCACACUCCCUCCCUGCCUCACACUCCCUCCCUGCCUCACACUCCCUCCCUGCCUCACACUCCCUCCCUGCCUCACACUCCCUCCCUACGCCUCACACUCCCUCCCUACGCCUCACACUCCCUCCCUACGCCUCACACUCCCUCCCUACGCCUCCCCCUGCCUCACACUCCCUCCCUGCCUCACACUCCCCCCCUGCCUCACACUCCCUCCCUGCCUCACACUCCCUCCCUGCCUCACACUCCCUCCCUACGCCUCACACUCCCUCCCUACGCCUCACACUCCCUCCCUACGCCUCACACUCCCUCCCUACGCCUCCCCCUGCCUCACACUCCCUCCCUGCCUCACACUCCCUCCCUACGCCUCACACUCCCUCCCUGCCUCACACUCCCUCCCUACGCCUCACACUCCCUCCCUGCCUCACACUCCCUCCCUACGCCUCACACUCCCUCCCUACGCCUCACACUCCCUCCCUACGCCUCACACUCCCUCCCUACGCCUCCCCCUGCCUCACACUCCCUCCCUGCCUCACACUCCCUCCCUACGCCUCCUCCUCCCUCCCUCCUCCCUCUGACCCCUCCCUGUCUCCUCCUUCCUCUUCCUCCCUCUGACCCCUCCCUGCCUCCUCAUCCCUCCCUCCUCCCUCCCUCUGACCCCUCCCUCUGA
This is a messenger RNA of Knipowitschia caucasica, 972 nucleotides long. The record is from the annotation of a GenBank genome assembly. NCBI's taxonomy places the organism in Eukaryota, Metazoa, Chordata, Actinopteri, Gobiiformes, Gobiidae.